Alligator mississippiensis (American alligator) is the source of this 963-nucleotide messenger RNA. RefSeq names its product translocase of inner mitochondrial membrane 17A (gene TIMM17A). Gene Ontology annotation, biological process: protein import into mitochondrial matrix. The coding region runs from base 85 to 585 and encodes 166 amino acids. The record is from RefSeq and is a predicted model, not a curated record. Gene Ontology annotation, cellular component: TIM23 mitochondrial import inner membrane translocase complex; mitochondrial inner membrane. Gene Ontology annotation, molecular function: transmembrane protein transporter activity. NCBI's taxonomy places the organism in Eukaryota, Metazoa, Chordata, Crocodylia, Alligatoridae. The transcript has 6 exons.
CCAAUCCGGUGGCGCCAGGGUCCCCUGCGAACGUGCGGUGCGUCAUGCGCCCCGUGAGCCGGUUCUGCCGCUACCGCGUGCGCCAUGGAGGAGUACGUGCGCGAUCCCUGUCCCUGGCGGAUUGUAGAUGACUGUGGUGGUGCCUUUACAAUGGGAGCCAUAGGUGGUGGCAUCUUCCAAGCUAUUAAAGGGUUCAGAAAUUCUCCAGUGGGUGUAAACCACCGGCUGCGGGGAAGCUUGACAGCUAUUAAAACCAGAGCGCCUCAACUGGGAGGGAGCUUUGCAGUCUGGGGUGGUCUCUUCUCCAUGAUUGACUGCAGUAUGGUGCAGGUGAGGGGUAAAGAAGAUCCAUGGAACUCUAUCACAAGUGGUGCCUUAACUGGAGCCAUAUUAGCUUCAAGAAAUGGACCAGUUGCCAUGGUUGGGUCUGCUGCAAUGGGAGGAAUUCUUCUAGCUUUAAUUGAAGGAGCUGGUAUCCUAUUGACAAGAUUUGCAUCCACACAAUUUCCAAAUGGCCCUCAGUUUUCAGAUGAUGCUUCCCAAUUAUCACCUUCCCCAUUUGGUGACUACAGGCAAUAUCAGUGAUUACCAUUACUCUGUUUCAUGUUAUACACUCGAGCUAUAAUUAUAAAUACUGGAAGAUCAAGAUACAAUUUAACACCUUCAAUUGGAAAUAUGUGGCAGAUCUCUUUGUACAAACCAUGGCAAGAGGACACUUGGCACUUUUUCACUGUAAAGAUGAACAGAGAAGCUUUAGAAGAUCAUAAAUGUAUUUAUUCAUAUAAGUUCAUUGUUAUAAUGCUGAUACAUUGGUGAUACGAGACAUCAAGGUUUAAGACAAGAACCAAGCCGAAUACUAUAAUGCUUUGGAUAAGGAACUAGAUGAAUUUAGCUGUGGUCUUUUCUGAAAUGUGGUAUUAACCAUUACUGUAGUCAUCAACAAUAAAAACAUCUGACAUUUAA